UGGAUCGACGGAAGCAAAUGGAAUCAAAGAAUUUCUGGUGCGUAGAUUCUCGAAACCCAACUCGAAAACGCUCGAAACCAGCAAAUGGGUUUGACUAGCAGGGGUGUCUAUGUCAAUCGCCUGUUGCUGUCCCGUCCUUGAAUGUGUCUACUGUUUAGCCUGUGCCCGUUGGGUAUGGCAGAAAUGUCUAUACACUGCAGGCCAUGAAAGUGAGCAUUGGGGUUUAGCCACAGCUGAGGAAUUCGAGCCAGUGCCACGCCUUUGUCGUCUAAUUCUAGCAGUUUAUGAAGAUGAUCUUCAUAACCCUAUUUGGGCACCCCCUGGAGGCUAUGGUAUUGAUCCUGAUUGGGUUAUCUUAAGAAGAAAUGACCAAGAAACUCAAGGCCGAGCUCCUCCUUACAUGAUUUAUUUGGAUCAUAAUAAUGCUGAUGUUGUCUUGGCUGUGAGGGGACUUAACUUAGCAAAGGAAAGUGAUUAUGCUGUUUUGCUUGACAACAAACUGGGGCAAGCAAAAUUUGAUGGUGGUUAUGUGCACAAUGGGUUAUUGAAGGCCGCAGAGUGGGUAUUUGAUGCCGAGUGUGAGGUUUUAAGGGAAUUACUUGAGAAGAAUCCCAGUUACACUUUGACAUUUGCAGGGCAUUCCCUUGGGGCAGGGGUGGUAGCGUUGUUGGUGAUGGUUGCAGUUAAGAAUCGUAGCAAACUGGGAAUCAUGGAGAGGAAGCGGAUUAGAUGCUAUGCCACCGCUCCUGCUAGGUGUAUGUCACUCAAUUUGGCGGUUAGAUAUGCAGAUGUAAUCAAUUCUAUUGUGCUUCAGGAUGAUUUUUUACCUCGAACAACCACAGCUCUGGAAGACGUUUUCAAAUCACUCUUCUGUUUACCAUGUUUGUUAUGCCUAAUGUGCUUGAAGGACACUUUCACCAUGAAGGAGAAGAUGCUUAAAGAUCCAAGGCGGCUGUAUGCACCUGGUCGCCUUUACCACAUUGUUGAAAGAAAACCCUGCAGGAUAGGAAGAUUUCCCCCAGUAGUGAGGACAGCUGUACCUGUGGAUGGGAGGUUUGAGCAUAUAGUUCUUUCCUGCAAUGCAAUCUCUGACCAUGCCAUGAUUUGGAUAGAGAGAGAGUCCCAAAGAGCACUUGAUUUGAUUUUGGAGAAAGAUGGCAUAAUGCAGAUUCCUGCAAAGCAGAAAAUGGAGCGACAGGAGUCUCUUGCUCGAGAACUUGGUGAAGAGUACAAGGCAGCUCUUCAAAGGGCAGUUGCUCUGGAUAUCCCUCAAGCUUACUUACCUUCAUCAUAUGGAACGUUCCACGAAAUGGAAGAAGCCGAAUUUUCUGGCAGAUCAAGUGAGGAGGUUUCUUGGUUUGGAUGAUUUUGUAGAGCGCCUUUCUGAAGUAGUAGAUGAGUCUGGCCACAUUGUGCUCAAGAAGUCAACCUCAGUGCCCACCCUGCCUCAAAAAGAAAAGAGGCCUACAAAUGCAUUGUUCCAUGAUUUAUUGCUUGAUUACCACGAUAUUGUUAUAAAGAAUGAUAAGAAAGUUUGUACAUAAAGGUCAAUCCAUUUUAUCCCAGUUGAGCAUUCUUUGAUU
Molecule: messenger RNA, 1583 nt
Organism: Durio zibethinus
Lineage: Eukaryota; Viridiplantae; Streptophyta; Magnoliopsida; Malvales; Malvaceae
Source: RefSeq, a predicted model, not a curated record